This is a messenger RNA of Sodiomyces alkalinus F11, 1686 nucleotides long. RefSeq names its product Sec14 cytosolic factor. Lineage: Eukaryota; Fungi; Ascomycota; Sordariomycetes; Glomerellales; Plectosphaerellaceae. The transcript has 4 exons. The record is from RefSeq and is a predicted model, not a curated record. Bases 268 to 1587 code for a protein of 439 amino acids.
AUUUUAUGGUGGAUGGUGGGGUCCCUUGUCCCCCAUGAUUCACGGCGGAGCUGGGCAAUCACUUUGGCACCUAUCACGGCUAAAACCCCCCCCGGGGACCUUCAUCACGGUUAUUUUCUCCUGUUUUAAUUUCCUCCCUUUCACCGCUGCUCUCCUUACCUUGGACUCCGUCCCCCGCGUCUUACCCCGUGUUGUCCUCCUCUGCGCGUCCUUUUUGAACUUCACCCCUCUCUCGGCCACACGCAACCUACCUACCGGUACCCAACUAUGGCAACGGAUGCUGCAACAAACGGGACCGCCGGCCUCGCCGAGCCUGUCCAACCCGUGCCGUCCAACAUGUCAACUCCCGACAUCGGCUACCCGCAUGGUCACUUCGGCCACCUCACCGAUCACCAACAGUCCCAGCUCAUCGCCUUCAAGGAGCUCCUGACCGAACGCGGUCUCUACAAGCCCGGCCCGCCUGCAUCCCAUGACGAUCCUCUACUCCUCCGCUACCUACGCGCCCGCCGCUGGGUCCCCGCCGACGCCGUCACCCAGUUCGCCGACACCGAAGCCUGGCGCGCCGCCAACCACAUCGACGUCCUCUACAACACCAUCGACCUGACCGCCUACGACGCCGCCCGGCGCCUCUACCCGCAGUGGACCGGCCGCCGCGACCGACGCGGCAUCCCCCUCUACGUCUUCGAGGUCCGCCACCUCGACUCCAAGGCCGUCGGCGAGUACGAGAAGCAGGGCAGGGAGGGCGGCACCUUCAGCCACGCCAAGACCGACGGCAACACCCCGAACGGCCUGCUGCGUCUGUUCGCCCUCUACGAGAACCUGACCCUCUUCGCCAUGCCUCUCUGCACCCAGCUCCAGGACCGCGACCCCGCCAACGUGCCCAUCACCAUGAGCACCAACAUUGUCGACAUUUCCGGCGUGAGCUUGCGCCAGUUCUGGAACCUGAAGGGGCAUAUGCAGGCCGCGAGCCAGCUGGCUACUGCCCAUUAUCCUGAGACUUUGGACCGCAUCUUCAUCAUCGGCGCCCCCGUCUUCUUCUCCACCGUCUGGGGCUGGAUCAAGCGCUGGUUCGACCCCAUCACCGUCUCCAAGAUCUUCAUCCUCAGCGAAGCCGAAGUCAAACCCACCCUCGAGGCCUUCAUCGAUCCCCGCAACAUCCCCAAGAAGUACGGCGGCGAGCUGGACUUCGGCUUCGGCAUGGACCCCGUCAAUGACCCCUCCUGGGAAGGGGUCCUCGAGUGGGCCAACGGUUACACGGCCUUCCCGAACGGUCCCAUGGUGUGGCGGCCCACUGCGGACGGGAAGAAGCUCGAGUGCAUCGGCAUCGGGUCUGAAAACGGCAAGAAGAGGGACGUGCCUAUCUGCAGCCUUCUGCGGACCUGGCCUGCCUCCGAAAAUGAUGCCGCCCCCGCGAAGGCCAACGAGGCGGCGGAGGCGGGGGCGGAGGCGGAGGAGGAGGAGGAGGAGGAGGAGAAGACGGCAGAGUUGACGGACGGCGUCCAGGGCUUGUCCGUUUCGGUGGACGAGAAGGAGAAGGUAGCCGCGCAGGGGACUGCUGCUGCUGCUCCGUCUUCGACUGUGUCAUGAGCGAGAAAGGGGGAGGUCAUGCAUAUACAUGACAAUCUAGACUGCAGGGAAGAACCAUAUAAAGAGCCAGGUAGUGACGAGAGGAAGGGAAAGGGGGGG